Molecule: messenger RNA, 3583 nt
Organism: Zootermopsis nevadensis
Lineage: Eukaryota; Metazoa; Arthropoda; Insecta; Blattodea; Termopsidae
Product: transmembrane protein 62
Molecular function (GO): hydrolase activity
Source: RefSeq, a predicted model, not a curated record
UGCCCUCAUAUUCACGACUGAAACAAAGAUUGUUUCUCCGAAACGUUGGUCUGUACCUGAAUUCACAUGGUUUCCUACCACAGAACUUUGGGGGCUAGCGAUUAGUGGCCAAAUUAUGAUGCGAAAUUUUCGAAACUCUUUAUAGUUGGCAGCAUUGCUAAUAUUUAGCAGAAGACAACAAAAUAUUGGAUAUAGUACAAUACAAUAUAUCUGCAAAGCUUUGGUUAAGGCCGACAGCAUUAUGAGUAAGUGGAAUUGUUCGUUUACGACAUGUAGGAACAAGAUUCGUGUUUUCGUCGUGCCAAGAGAUUCAACUUAAAAUAAUCUUGUUUCAAGAAAAGAUGAAUAUGUGUAAUAGGAACUCCAGUACGUCAAACCAAAAGCAGUAUUGUUUACAACAAAAUGCCAGUUUCAAAAAUAACAAUAAUAUUAAUUGUUUUCGUGCUCACGCUGUCGGUCUUUGUUGCCAAUAUAUCGAAUUUAAUUUCUGUUAUGGAAAAAAACCCAUCAAGACGGAUGGAAGACACUGAAACAAACGUUGACCAAAGUGAAGCAACUAAGUUAACGCUGGGGAAUUCACCAGAACAUUUAAUGUGGUUUAUACAGAUAUCUGAUAUCCACAUUAGCAUUUUUCAUGAUGAGACUCGUGUCACUGAACUAAAGGAAUUCUGUGACUUGACACUGAAUGCUGUUAAGCCCACUGUAGUAUUAGCGUCUGGUGAUUUGACAGAUGCAAAGUCUGAAGAUAACAUGGGAUCUCGACAGUAUGUACAAGAAUGGGAAUUGUACAAGGAGUUUCUUGAAUCAUGCAAAGUGACAGAAAAGACUGUGUGGCUUGACAUCAGAGGAAACCAUGACAAUUUCAAUGUACCAGGCCUAACGUCAAAAGAAAACUACUAUCGUAAUUAUUCCAUGCAGGGAAGAGCCCAUCCUAAGUCAUAUAUGUAUCAGACAAAGAAAGGUGGAGAACUGUAUUCCUUCAUUGGAAUGGAUGCUUGCUUGGAACCUGGACCACGUCGUCCAUUUAACUUUGUGGGUGUAUUGUCUCAGGCAGAAAUGGACCAUGUCAAGAAGCUGUCAGAUGAUGCAAAAAGGAAAGGAAGCAAUCAUACCAUUUGGUUUGGGCAUUAUCCCACAUCUUGCAUACUUGCUCCAGGGUCGGGUGGUGUGAGAACUUUGAUUGCAAAAUACUCAGAGUCAAUUGUGUAUGUCUGUGGACACUAUCACACACUGGGAGGAAUGGUCCCCAAUAUGUACACACUCCAGCAAGCUGGCUUCUUGGAGCUGGAAUUGGGUGACUGGAAAGAUAACCGGCUGUACCGUCUUCUGGCAGUAGAUCAUGGACUGUUUUCAUUUGUUGAUAUCAAACACAGGGACUGGCCUGUAGUUCUGGUGACUAAUCCUAAACAUGCUUUGUUCAUAAUACCCACUCGGGAGCCUCUCCAGAGGAUCUUGCAGUCUACUCACAUCAGGGUUUUAGGGUUUUCUCUCUCACCUAUUGAGAGUGUUGAAGUGAAGGUUGAUGACGGUGUUUGGCAGCACUGUACCCACAUUAGGGGCCCUCUGUAUGUACACCCAUGGGAUCCCAACCUAUUUGCAACAGGCAUCCAUGAAAUACAUGUUCUAAUAAAGGACAAAGCUGGUCGAGAGAAAGUCAUCACACAGCCUUUUUCCUUGGAUGGAACUCAGAUGAGUUUCCGUCUAUUUCCAAGACUUGUUCUUAUGUCAAACAUCAGUUUAGUGUUUCAAUUCCUCUUUGGCACAAUGCUUACUGUUUGUAUCCUUCCACUCUGUAUACUGAAGUACCUUCAUAAACUGGUCAAAGCUGAAAAACUUCAUAAGCCUAGACUGUCUGUUUGCUUCUUCCAAAACUGGGUUCGCAAAUUGUGGAUCUUGUCAACGGUUGACCGAGUGUUUUAUCCCUUGGUGUUAUAUGCACUUUAUCUGACGGUAGGUCCGUGGUCAAUUGGAGAAGUUAUUGAAGGGCAUACAGGGAUCAUAUUCGCUUGGGGAACAAUCAUCAAUGGCGCAUACCUUCCGGGAUCUUUUACUUAUGCAUAUGGCUUCUUGCAGAUGUGUACAUUUCAACUUCCACUGACCCUGAUCCUUGCACACAAUGUAGACCUGAGGUAUAGGUCCCACCUUACAGGGAAGUCUUCUUCCUUCUUGGAUCGCCUGUGUCAGCACCUACCCUUCGUUGUUGUUCUCACUCUCCAAAUGGCAUUUGCAUAUUCUUUCUGGCUUGCAUAUGGUACAAUGGCAUUUCUUCUUGGUCCGUUGCGUACAUGGUCUGUGCUUCUUGGCAUAGUGUUAUGGCAUCAAACUACUACCCUGCAAGAAAAUACCUUGCGAAAUGCAGUGGUGGUAUGGGGAAACUGACACGUACCAAUCUCAAGUUGUCAAGAAGUUUCAUCACCAAACACAACUGUUACAUGAACCAAAAUAUUUACACUGAAAAUAUGUAUGAGGUUUCAAAAUACAUUCAGUAUAUUUUCAACUCCUUUCAAACUUCAUCAAUCCUGCUAAAUAAUUUCUCAUAUAUUUUUGCUUUUGACAUUCUUAAUCCCUACCUAUAUAGCUAUUUUUAAAUAAAUAAAUAUAUAUGAGUAUAAGGUAAUGACAUUAUUGAAUCAUGUAAAAUUUGGCCUCACAUAAGUCACAACAUUAUAAAGUGGAAGAGAUAAAUUUUAUAUGAAAUGACUAACUCAUGAAAUUUUAUAGGGGUAAUUUCAUGUGUCUCCUACAUUUUUAGUGCCUUCUUUAUUUUCCUGAGUAAAUUCUGUUUCAUAAUUUGGACCAAUUAAAUUAAUUAAUUAUCUGAGUGAAGCUAAAGAACAUUAAACAUGUUAAUGAACUGUUUCUUGUUUUAUUUCCUCCCCCCCAAGACAUAUACCUGGGGGAAGUGUGAAAACUUUAUGAACAAAAUGUGAUUUGCAUUGACACAGUCAGUAAACGUGUCAUGCUUCCUGUGGCAUAAGUUUCCAGAGGUGGUGAGUCAUUUUAACACAUGCUAUAAAAAAUUUCUGAUUCUGUUACAUUACUUUGAAACAGAUAUGCAGUAUUAUUUAACUAAUGAUUGCUACCAAGAACUAAAAUUGAAAUUAUACUUUAUCCACGCUGAUUACCCCUUUGCUAAUGAUUAUGCUUGUGAUAUUACUCAUGUAUGCAAUUUCAAACUCUACUUCAUGUGACCUCCAUUGUAAAGUAGUAUUUAAGUUAUUUAUUCACUUAUAAAGUUAACCGUAUUUUCAUAAAACCAUUUUAGUUUCAUGUUAGUAGAAACAAAGAUAUAUGUGCCAAUAUACAAUACUAUCUAAUUAUUAUACAAUAAAAUUAUGUACACCGGACUUAACUGUGUGGAUUUAUUGACCCAUAUUGUGCUAGUCAUUUUUUAAAAUUUCAUUUUCUAUUACUAUCAUACUCUGUUUUCUUAUUCCGAAUGUAGAUUCUUAAAUACAAGGCACUGAACACUAUUCAUUGACAUGAUGAUGAUAUGUAUGGUUUAAUUACAAGAGUGCCUCAUGAGGGAUGUUACAUUCUACAGUCUGUUAAUAAAGUAAGUUCCUAGAAUUGCUUUACUAUA